AAUGGUCACUUAUUGAAACACCAGAUGAUAAUACAAAUUUAUUUUCAGUGCUUAGUACUUCAAUUUUAGCUGUAUAUUUUAUGCUAACAGAUAUUACAAAGUUUCAGUUAAUGAGCUUAAAAAAAUAUAUAAAAGACGUUGAAGAUAAAAAAAGUUUACCCCCAGAAAUCCUGAAAAUUGCUGAAGUUGAAGAUUCUAAAAAGGAAUUGGAAGAAAAAAUUGAAGUACUAAGCACUGAAAAUAAAUUUGUAUUAUCAUCUGGUGUUUCAAUAA
Racocetra persica is the source of this 273-nucleotide messenger RNA. NCBI's taxonomy places the organism in Eukaryota, Fungi, Glomeromycota, Glomeromycetes, Diversisporales, Gigasporaceae. The record is from the annotation of a GenBank genome assembly.